AUGACAGCAACUGUCAGUUGGAAGACUGGCAGCAUUGCAACAACAACUGUUAUGGAAGGAUCAUUAUGUCUAAGCCUGAUUUUAUUAGUACUGACAGCAACUAUGGUUUUAACUCUGAUGUCGAUCUAUCAACCACGUUUUAAUAGUCAAACGAAUGGUGAAGAAUAUGCCAUCGAUUCAUUGAUGCUUAAAUCUUUAUAUACGGAUUCCUCUAGUACAUUUCUUAAUGGAGAAAUGGUCGAUAUUUCUAUGUUGCCUACUCUUUGCAGCACGGUAUUUCAAAAUGAACGACAAAACACUGCUGUUAGGCGUAUACUAGAGAAUUUUUGUGGAUCUGGUUCAUACUAUGAUAGUGUCAAUGCAAGACGUCGGCGAAGCCUAUUUGGAUUACUUGAAUUAUAUAUGAUUGUUCAAAAAACAAAAAAAGAGUUAGCUCAAGAAAUACAAUCUUACUGUAUUAGAAUGCGACCAGAGAACGAUCUUAUCGUUCCUUAUAUAUCCUAUAUUACAUUGGGUAUGGUGACAUUUAUUAUUAUUUUAAUGGUUGUAUUUAAAGUUGUUGCCAGAGACAACCAAUUCUUAUCUAAUUCACAGUUAUAUAUUUAUUCUCAACCAGAUCUUAAUCAGCGUAUACAUAAUGCAAAUAAAAAACAUCAUAAAAAUAAUUUUCUCUCAUCGAAAUCAAAUAAACCAUUAAACAGUGUUCCAGAAUCGAAUUAA
Rotaria socialis is the source of this 720-nucleotide messenger RNA. Lineage: Eukaryota; Metazoa; Rotifera; Eurotatoria; Philodinida; Philodinidae. The record is from the annotation of a GenBank genome assembly.